AUGAAGAAUUUUCAAGCAAGACUUGGGCUUGCAAGACUCUCUGCUGCUGGGACGAGAGCCCACAUCUACUGUGAAGACAUUCUGUUCCCAAAGGUGUGCAGGAUUGUGGCAGACCUAUGGCUCAUUUACUCCAAGCCUGUCCCAGCAAACAGCAGAGAGCUGUGGACCUUGUUUCUGCAGUGCUCUUGUAUCACAGCAGUGAUAGGAGGCCUCUUUUACAACUGGAUGUUUGCUUCCCUGGAAUACUCCUGGCAAGUCUCUGUUGCAGUGGCCAUCUCCUUCAGCCUACUCCUUUUCCUGACCCUUUUCCUGGUGCAUCCUGCCCGUUGUGUCUUCACUAUGAUCAUGCCUACCCUAGGGACCAAACAAGGCCGGAAGCUUCUGUUGUCGACAUGCAUCAUGAUAGCUGCAGUGAACAUCACACCCAACAUCAUCAGCAACAUCAAAAGCAUUCUGCAGGUUAUUCAGUGCAUCUGCAAGACCUCCUCCGAGAGUCUUUUGAACUCCACUGCCCUGCUAGAGGGAGCUUACAGGGAGUUUGGGGAUGCAAUUCAAGAAACUGUGAAUUCCAUUCAAUUUUACAGGCCUAUGGAUGGGCAAUUCCGCUUCUCACUGUUGAAGAACAGCUCCUUUAUUUACCAACAAAUGCACCUUGCUGGUGAGAAGAUUGGGAGGGACUUCCUAGCUGUUGAGGUACUGGUCAAAGACUCUGUACAAGUAGGCAACAAGCUGAUUGCUGGCUUCUCCAUCCUCUACCUCUGUUUUGAGUCCAGCUGGUAUCUGAAAAAGUACCUCACUGACCUCCGCUUUGACAACUUUUACAUCACCAAGAGGCUGGAGCAGUUAGCUUUGGGCAGCAAAGCAGCUCACCUGCUGCUGGGCUCAUCCAGAAAGCUCAUUCGACCAACAGGCUUGAAGCUGUCCCGGGAGGAGCUGAUGUCAUGUCUGGUGCAGGCCAUGCUCCUCAGCGUGGCCCUGCUGCUGAUGCUGGUGGUCGUGGCCAUGGAGCACUUUGCCUUCAGCGUGGCAGACAGGGCGGUGACAAAGGCAGCUCAGUUCUCCGUGGUGCCCGUGGCUCUCAACAUCAAAUACAGUGCUAAACUAAGGAUCUCUCCCUUGAUUCCUCAAAGCGAUGUAUUACUCAAGGACUUUGAAAGAAGCUACCCCCAUUACCUGACCUUCAGCUCUGCCCAGUGCAGGGUCAGCCCCCCAACACCCCCCAACCCCUCCGUGCUGCUCGUGGUGGGGCUGCUCUUCUGCAUCCUCUACACCAUCGUGUUCCUGCAAGCCUACGCCCGCCGCCUGUGCAGGGCGAUCGCGGGAGCCUUCUUCCAGAGCUGGGAAGAGGAGAGAGCUCUCCACCUCUGCAAGGAGCUCUGCCAGGAGCACAAGGUGAAGCAUGGCAGGAGAAGCUAA
Messenger RNA from Indicator indicator, 1416 nucleotides. RefSeq names its product osteoclast stimulatory transmembrane protein (gene OCSTAMP). NCBI's taxonomy places the organism in Eukaryota, Metazoa, Chordata, Aves, Piciformes, Indicatoridae. The transcript is spliced from 3 exons. The coding region runs from base 1 to 1416 and encodes 471 amino acids. The record is from RefSeq and is a predicted model, not a curated record. Gene Ontology annotation, cellular component: membrane.